Necator americanus (New World hookworm) is the source of this 1827-nucleotide messenger RNA. RefSeq lists its product as uncharacterized. The record is from RefSeq and is a predicted model, not a curated record. The transcript is spliced from 15 exons. Bases 1 to 1827 code for a protein of 608 amino acids. NCBI's taxonomy places the organism in Eukaryota, Metazoa, Nematoda, Chromadorea, Rhabditida, Ancylostomatidae.
AUGCGUCAUCAGGAUGUUCUUGAAAAGGGUACCAUCAUUGCACAGCUAAAUCACAACGCUUGUAAUGUAUGUAUAGUCGGAACAAUACGACAUGAAGCACGGUGCAGUUGCGGUCGCGCCAGAGCAACGCGGACGGUCCGUAACCGUUGUAUGCAAGUCUCAGUGGAUUUCGAUCAACUCGUAGGAGAACCUCGGUAUGUACAGGGCGUCGGCUGGGCUGUACCAUGCGAUGUUGUAGGGCUUUCUAGUAAAAAGGCCAAGGUAGUGAAGGUCCGAUUCCAUCCUAUUCUUAUCGAAUUGAACCGCUCGGACAAAUCGGUCACAAAAGCCGCUCUCAAAGAUGCUUUAAAGUAUCUCGACGUAUUGUUGGAAAACAGUAACUGGACACGUCAUGUUGUACAGCUCGUUGAUCAGCGCGUUGGUCAUCUUGAAAGAAUCGCUCGCUUCAUGCUCAUGCGACAGCCGUCCCUAUCCUUUACUUGUAGAAGUUUAAACCUUAUUUGGUCACUCCACCCACAACCACAGACAACUAAGGGGGAAGUCGAGAAAUCGCUGAUGGAUGCUCGUAGUUCGCUCCACAAUCAUUCCGUUGUUACAGCUAUGGUGGCGAAAGUUAAGAAAAUGAUGGACCCGGUGAUCAGUCAGGAAGUAGAAGUGCUGUUGGAAAAAGAUGACCUGGUUUUGCCACUACUGCGACUGUCUCUACCAUCGGCUUCCAGUUACUUGGAAAUUGGCACUAUUCGAGAUUGUUGGCAGCUCACCAAUAACGACUGCAGUCUUCGCAUAAGCCUUCCCUUAUCUGAAACCAUACCAGAACACCUUCCUUUAACCAUUCCACGCGAAGUCAAAGUCUUCGUUCUGGAUAAUGGCAAAGAAGUACAGAUUAUGAUGGAGUCGUGUCACUUGCGCGUGAAUGAUCUUCGCAUGCGUCUGGAUAAAACGUUAACGGAGUUCCAACGCACACAACAGAAAGAGAAAGCGCGAGCUCUCCAUAUUGUUCGUCAAAACAAUAAGGAGACAAUAGUCGAGAUCAAUAAACCUGGAGAACACGCUCGCCUUGACCGACUGCUCGCUACAUCGCCUUUGAAUGUAAUUUGCUGCAAUAGCGGUGGCUUGUCAGCAGUAGCGUCCAGUCCUGCAGAUUCGACCGAUUCCGGUGUGGUCAUCUCACCCCAAACUUCCCCAUUUGGUAGUGGAAAAUGUUCAUCUUUCUACAAGAACUCAGAAAACUAUCGCUUCGGAAUGCGGCAGCGUUCUGCAAGUGAGUGUGGUGACUGGGAUGGCAUUGUAUUAAAGAGUAUUCUCAAGAAACCUCAACGCAUCGAUCGAUUUUCAAGAUCCAAAUCGGAGUCUCACCAUUGUUGUGGUGACAUGUCACAACUAUCGUUGUUAAUGGAGUCAACCACGGAGAUAAGUGAAAGCGAAGGGCAUACAGACAAUGAUGCGGAUACUGUGACGCAAAGAAAAAAGAGGGUUUCAUUCAGCGAGAAAGUGCAGGAGCGUCGUUUUCGCGUAGGGCAAUGUAUUCUAACCGCAGCUAGAAAAAAUGAGAAAAAGCGUGCCUAUCGCAAACGAAAGGAGGAGCGACAGCGAAGCCUCAGUGAAGAUAACGAGGAUAUCAGUGGUAGCGAUUGCUCAUCUCACGUUGCUGAUGAGAAACCCGGCCUUCGCUCAGACCGUCAGGAUAGCGGAUUUGUUGACGGUGACGAAAAUGACUAUGAAUAUGAUGAAGAGAAGUCAUCACUGUCUACAAACGGAGCUUUAAUCAAUCCAGAGGAGCGCUGGAAAAGUGUAGUAAGCCAGCAGAGAGAAGUUGCUACUCAUUAA